Molecule: messenger RNA, 1422 nt
Organism: Trichomonas vaginalis G3
Lineage: Eukaryota; Parabasalia; Trichomonadida; Trichomonadidae
Product: myosin rod-like family protein
Exons: 1
Coding region: 1-1422 (473 amino acids)
Source: RefSeq, a predicted model, not a curated record
AUGAGUUGGCGAUCUCCUGAUAGAAAUCCAAAGAAAGCACAGAUACCAAAGUGCACACUCCGUGGUGAUGCACAAACAUUAAGAUUAUCCACAAGAGAUGAUCCAAAACCAAAAAAGGAAGUCGUUAUUCCGCCAGCUCAGUACGCUCCUCAAGGAUCAGUACUUGCAGCAGAAUAUGUAGACAAUUUAAAGAAACAACUAUACAUGCUUAACGCAGAAUUACGAUUUGCAAAAGAUAGAGCAGGAGUUGAUCUCCCACCAGGUCAAAUGUCCGUUGACUCAGCUAUUAGACGUCUUAGAAUGGCAUGUGCAAUGCAUGAAGAAGAAACAAAUAAGAAAAUUACCGAAUUACAAAACGAAACUAAUAAUAUUGCUCAAAAAGCAAGCGCAAUUAACCAAAAUCAAGCUCUUGAAGAGUUAGAAAUAGCAAAUGAACGUGAAUUGGAAGAAAUGAAAUCUCUUGAAGAAGCUUAUGUCGAAUUUUCAAAUGAUAUUCAUGUACAAAACUUCCAAAAAACACAAUACGAGAAAGCAAAAGGCUUCUUUGAGAAUCAAUUCAACGUUAUUCAACAAGGUUACGAGACACUUAAAUCUCAAAAUGAACAACAUUACCAAGAUUUACAAACUAUUGAUAAAAACAUCUACAAUCUUAAAAAGCAAAAGAAUGAACUUCUUAAGGGCAUAAAUGACAGUAUACGUGAAAAAAGAUUGCAAGAAGAAAAAGUAGAUUUUAUUGCAAUUAAUUCUAAGAAACCAAAAACCGGUCCUCCGAAUAUGACAAUUGCUGCUAUCAAUACUAAAAUAGCUAAAUUAGAAUAUGAACUUAAAGCAAUGCUUGAUCAGCGCAAGGAGAUGGAGCAUCAAGUUGAUGUUUUACUUGAGAAAAAUGUUCAGUUGAAAGCUGAAUAUAAUGACACAAAAGCAAGAUUAGAUGAAGCUCAUAGAAUCAAGGCAGAAACAGAAAAUAUGUUUACUGCUAAAUAUAAUAUCACAAAGAAGGCAAAUGAUGAACAGAGGCUUGAAUUGGAAGCUGUGAAGAAAAACAGAAAAGAAAUGAAGAUGGAAAUCCAAAAUCUUCUUAAGACGUAUUCCGAUCAGAUUUCACAAGUAAAUACAUUCCAAAAUACACAACAGAUGCUUACAGAAGUUAUUCAUUUUAAGAAGGAUUUCAUUGAUGAUAUAAACGCAGAGAAUGAACAGGCUAAAAUCGAAUUAAAUGCUAUAAUUGAUGAAAAUACAGAAUUAAGGAAGGAACUUAAUGAUGUUUCUCAUAAAUUAGCUGCAGCUUCUGAGAAACUCAGGAAUGCUCAAGUUAUUGCUGAAAUCAAUGAAAAAGACAAGAACUGUUCGCUUGAAAAUAUUCCACCAGAGCUGAACCAGUUAUUACAAUCUGUUGUAGCUGUUAAAGGUGCUAUUGUUUAA